AACAUAUUAUGAUGCUAAAAUAAUGUUCACAAUAUAGAAAGAAGAGCUUGCUUAUCAUUUAAGCAUCAUGUUUAAUACAUGCGCCCGCGUUUCUGAUAGAUGGCGGUAAAUGUGAGUGGAAUGUACUGUUUACUGUGGUAAUUCUGAAUAUGCACGUUUUGUUAAUUUAAUAUAAAAAAUGGAAGUGAAGGAAGCUACUAAAAAUAAUGCGGAAACACCAGCAUCUUCCGAGUCCGCUUUGGAGUACAAUUCAUCAGAUGAAGAAUUACGAGAAGCUUAUGCGAAAGGUUUACUGAAACCUGGUCUUAAUGUAGUAGAAGAAAAGAAAAAAGUACACAAAAAUUUCGUCAAUCUUAUGAAAAAAAAGCUACAGAAAAUUAAAUUAAAUUUAUCAUGGAUUGAAAGAUUAGAUAUGGUUAAUGCACUGGCACCUUUAGCACCAGAGUUGGCAUUACAAAUGCAAGAUCAGGAAGUAAGACGUGCAAAUCAGUUGAAGGGAAAUAAAAAUUUACCUCAAUAUAAUCCAGCAGAUGAUCCUGUUUUGAAUGAUUUUCGCAGAGAAACAAUGUUUCACAGACAGGCGCAAGGUGCUGUUAUGGAUGCUAUGAUCCGUUUGAAAAAGCUUGAUAUUCCAACAAUCAGGCCAGAAGAUUAUUUUGCUGAAAUGGCUAAAUCAGAUACACAUAUGCAGAAAGUAAGAGAAAAUUUAUUGAAGAAGCAAACGAUAGCGCAAAGAUCGGAAAAGGUCAGACAACUUAGACAACAAAAGAAAGUAGGAAAGCAGAUGCAAGUAGAAGCAACUUUGAAGAGGCACGCAGAAAAGAGAAAAUUACUAGAAGAAGUGAAGAAGUAUCGUAAAGGUGCAAGGCAAGAUCUUGAUUUCCUAAACGACAAAAAGAAGUCUGAAAAUAAAACAGAUCAGAAGACAGCAGCGAAACGUAAAAUGAGAGAUGCUAAAUAUGGUUUUGGUGGUAAGAAACGUGGUAGCAAGAAAAAUACAAGGACAAGUUCUGCCGAUGUAUCAGAAUACAAGAAACCUACCAAACGAGGGAAAGAUGCGAAGAACAAGGAAGGGAAAUCAAAGCAGAGAUUAGGGAAAAAUCGUAGGGUACAAAUGAAAGCAAAGAAAAGACGACAACAGCGAUAAAUUUCGAACAAUGACGAAUUCGAAUGAUUCAAACAACUAUGCAUUUGUAUAAUAAAAUUUCCUUUUAACGAA
Molecule: messenger RNA, 1219 nt
Organism: Eufriesea mexicana
Lineage: Eukaryota; Metazoa; Arthropoda; Insecta; Hymenoptera; Apidae
Product: probable rRNA-processing protein EBP2 homolog
Exons: 4
Coding region: 179-1147 (322 amino acids)
Biological process (GO): rRNA processing; ribosomal large subunit biogenesis
Cellular component (GO): preribosome, large subunit precursor; nuclear periphery; nucleolus
Source: RefSeq, a predicted model, not a curated record